This is a messenger RNA of Agrilus planipennis (emerald ash borer), 1724 nucleotides long. RefSeq lists its product as uncharacterized. The record is from RefSeq and is a predicted model, not a curated record. Gene Ontology annotation, molecular function: sodium channel regulator activity. The coding region runs from base 233 to 1594 and encodes 453 amino acids. Gene Ontology annotation, biological process: regulation of sodium ion transport. NCBI's taxonomy places the organism in Eukaryota, Metazoa, Arthropoda, Insecta, Coleoptera, Buprestidae. The transcript is spliced from 2 exons.
UUACCUAAGUAAAUAUAAUUGUUAACAAAAAAAAAAUGAGAAUGCUUUUUUUCUCUGAAAAAUCCGGGACCAUAUUGAUUCAACGACGCCGCAGUGAAAUUAUUGAUUUGGCGAUUCCAAUGCGCGCCUUUAAGGGCGCAUGCAGUAUUCCUUCGCAGUUCACCAUUACAAUCGCUUCUAUCAUGUAAUUUAACAAAAUCGUAUAAGAAACGGCGAGAUUCAAAGACGCAAGAUGCCGAAGAAAAAGCCCGUUCCCGUCGAAGAACUUAUCAUCCCUCCUCAGGAUAAUCGAAUAUGUGGUACAAUCUGUCUCUGUCAAAUGACUUUAGUACUAAGUAGUGUGGCGAUAGUUUAUUUAACGGUGGCCAUUUACGUACCAUCAACUCGCGCCUUCAAAUCGGGAAUAGGAGAAAAUCCCGUUAUGUGUACCACAACGAGAGCUCUAACUGUCGAAAACUGUGAUUGGGGAUCCUGCGGCGAAUGGUGUCUGAGUAAGACUUCCGGUGCGUGCACGCAAAUAUUCGUUAAUCUGAGAUUAAACGGUUCGACAUUUUUAUUGGUCAAUUGUACCAAUACAGCAAACAAGACGUGCUACGGAAUCGACCAAGAGAACGCCAAAAAGAGCAGGUGCAUCAAAGACGAAUGUAAAAACUUAACUGGAACAUUCAAUUGCACUGCAGGAACUUGUAUAAAUAUUACCGACGCGUUCGAGUGCAUAUUUAAAGACACGGAUCCGCCGUUGAAAUGUUCCGGUCGCAGAGGUAAAAUCACGUGUAAAGAAAUAGACGGUUUAUACAACUGCAAUCGUGGAAUUUGUGCUCGUAUUCGAACCCCGUACAAUUGCGACCGAAGAUGCGUCGAUAUACCAACUCGAAAUAAAAAUGUAAUUAUGUUAAGUGGCGAUAAAGUGUAUCUUUCGCAAUGUCAAAGGGCGCUCGAGUUCGAAAAUGGGGAAGAAGUUUGGAACGAAUCGCAAGAGAACAUAAUGAUGGCAUCUUGUUACAAUAUCGUUAACACCAGUCAAGGUGUUGUUGCGACCGAUUGCGUAAAUGGAUCUCUCUUAUCAAAUAAUGUGCUCAGUGAUCUUACAAAUUUCAGUUAUUUGAGCUACUUGAGUGUAUUUAAUACCGUGCCGCUCGAUGAGAAGGGCAUCUUGGCUCCUCCCGAACCCGAUCUAAUCAUUGCUAACGAAAGUAAACUUUUAAUUAACUUGGAGGGUUGCGUUAAUACUCUUCAAGGAGAAUGUAAGGAAUUUUUGCGCGUUUACGGCAAAGACGGAACAGAUCAUAACGCUCGUGCUCGUUUCCCGUGUUUCUAUGCACCUGAAAAUACCAACGUGGUCGUUACCAGAUUCGAUUUAGUAACAACGACAAGGCAAUUUUUCAUCGCCCUUGUACUACCUUCUGUUCUUUUUGUGGUUUCGUGCCUUACGCUUAUUCUUUGUCAGAGAACUGUUGUUGUGGGUGAUGAUGCUAAAAUGCGUUUUCAAGGUUGUACGGGGACCGAAACAACCGUUCAAACUGUUGAUAAAACUUCGGCAAAUAAUAACGUGCCAGAUAGCGGCGGCGGUGGUGACAAUAUAAGGGCACUUUGAGAUCAAUCCAGUAAGUUUUUGAAACUGGUCAGUUGGAUUACUAAAAACGGACGGAUUUUUAAUAAAUAGAUAGCACGCCACUUCUUCUGGGCUUAGAUUAAGUUGAAGUUAAACUGCAUCGUCUUUCAAC